Zingiber officinale is the source of this 801-nucleotide messenger RNA. Its product is annotated as calpain-type cysteine protease DEK1-like. The record is from RefSeq and is a predicted model, not a curated record. The transcript has 3 exons. NCBI's taxonomy places the organism in Eukaryota, Viridiplantae, Streptophyta, Magnoliopsida, Zingiberales, Zingiberaceae. The coding region runs from base 66 to 512 and encodes 148 amino acids.
AUUGGGCUAACAAUAUGAACUUUUCAAAUCUAAAAAUGCUACAUGUCUUCAUUUAAUUUGUUGGUAUGCAGACACGAAAUGCAUUAGCUAGCACUUAUUCAGCGCCUCAGAGAUCUGCCAGUUCAGGUGCUCUUUUAAUUGGAGAUCCUUCAGUUAUGCGGGACAGAGCUGGAAACUUUGUUCUUCCGCAAGCUAUUGUCAUGAAGCUGAGAGAUCGUCUCAGAAAUGAAGAAGUUGCUGCAGAUUUAUUCCUUUGUGGAACCAAAAAUGGCCUAACAUAUUGUCGUAUUGAGGCUGGACAAGUUGGUCUCAGAUUGGUUAGCAAGGGUGAUAGGUUGACAACCAUUGCUAGCGAAUGGAGUAUAGGUUUUGCCUGUAUCACGAUAGCAAAAGAUGAAUACGUUCAUCCCCAACAUCCUCACCAAUUCAUCUCAGAAUCAACACGAAAAAAUUCUACCUGCUUCACAUAUGCAUGGAAGGUGGCAUAUUGUGACAGUUAUUUUAGAUGCUGAGUUCGGUGAGGCUACCUCCUAUGUUGAUGGACGUUAUGAUGGAUGUCAUACCACUCCAUGGGACUAAUUGCAUACGGGAGGAAGGAACCGGUGUUUGGGCUGGCUUAGGCCACCGGUAGAUUUGGAUGCUUUUGGAAGGUCUGACAGUGAAGAUGGGGAUUCUAAGUGCCAAAUAAUGGAUGCCUACCAGUUGGACAAGGGAUAGGGGUGUAAAUAAGUUAAGUCGUUCGUGAGCUAUUCGAAACUCGAUUCGAUAAAAGUUCGUUUGAGCUCGUUUAAUGAGGUUCGU